UUUGUGUACAAUGGUUUUGCCCUUUGAACCUGUCAACGAGGUGACAAGCCAGAACCAAGGGGUGGUGGCGCAGCAGCAUUUCCCUCCUGGGAGGGACAGCUGUGCCUUUAACACGGUCAAGCGGUUGCUGCUUUAGUACCUAAUCGUACCACCCCCCUUGCAGAAUGGAGGCCCUCCGUUUGUUGGGGUGCAAAACCCAGUUUCGGAUGCUGGUUCGCAAAAAGAGCUCCUUUCUCGGCGCUUGGAGACUCCCCGGAACGUUUCUGGCAGGCAGGCUUGAGUCUCCCUGCAGCCAAACUAGCCAGCAAGUUAGGGCUGCGGCUGGUUCGGCCUGGCCUGGCUCACUUCCAGGAGCUCGCAGUCGAUUCUGCUUGAAAAGCGUCUCCUCCGAGAGGUUUGCCCCACGGCACUUCUUCUCUGACUUCAACAUACCUCCCAGCGCUGAGUUUGUGGCUAGACCGGUGGGGGUAUGUUCCCUCUUCAAGCUGCCCAUCCGGACUUCGGCGGAGGGUCUUGAUGCUGCUUUUGUGGGGGUCCCCCUGGACACAGGCACCUCCAACCGUCCCGGAGCCAGGUUUGGCCCUCGCCAUAUUCGAGCCGAAUCAGCAAUGGUGAGGCGAUUCAACCCGAGCACCGGAGCAGAUCCUUAUCAUUCUCUGAUGGUCGCUGAUAUCGGGGACGUGAAUGUCAACCUGUACGACUUGAAGGACAGCUGCCGGCAAAUCCGAGAAGCCUUCCAGACGAUAGUGGCGGGUGGCUGCAUCCCCCUCACGAUGGGGGGAGACCACACGAUAACGUACCCCAUCCUGCAGGCUGUUGCAGAAAAGCACGGUCCUGUGGGGCUGGUGCACGUGGAUGCCCACACGGACACAGGAGACCAAGCGCUGGGGGAAAAGAUCUACCAUGGGACACCGUUCCGACGCUGUAUGGAGGAAGGGCUCCUGGACUGCAAACGGGUGGCUCAGAUUGGGAUCCGAGGAUCCUCCUACACGCGAGAUCCUUACAAAUAUUGUUGGGAUCAGGGCUUCCGGGUGGUCUUAGCAGAGGACUGCUGGAUGAAGUCACUGGUCCCUUUGAUGGCCGAAGUGAGGAAGCAGAUGGGAGACCGGCCUGUCUAUAUCAGCUUCGAUAUCGACGGAAUAGACCCCGCCUAUGCUCCGGGCACCGGGACACCAGAAAUUGCCGGCCUUACUCCUGCCCAGGCACUGGAGAUCAUUCGGGGCUGCCAGGGGCUUAAUAUCGUAGGUUGCGACCUUGUUGAAGUGGCUCCCAUGUACGAUCUUUCUGGUAACACAGCUCUCUUGGGAGCUAAUCUGCUCUUUGAAAUGCUGUGUGUCCUCCCUGGAGUGAAGACGACGUGAGCCGUUCCAGGGAAGUCUCCCAUUCGUGCAGCGGAAACGGAAGGGAAGCUGGCCUUAGGACUUCAUACGGUCCCUUUUACCUUCCCUUUUGCCAGCCCCCCGCCUCUUCAAGUAUCUAUGACAUCAGCCCUGACAAUCUCAGCUUUUCAAAAUACGACUUCUCCUAGUCCUCAUUACUGCAGAGAGAAAAACACUGCAAGCAGCCUUGAGAAAAACCCUAAGGUUCCUGUUGCAUUAGUAAAGCUGCCAACUGCCAGGGAGGACGUGGAGUUCUCCUGGAACUGCAACCGAUCUCCAGGCCACAGAGACCAGUUAUCUUGGCUGCUCUGGAGGGUGAACUCAGUGUCCUUACAUUCCGCUGGGCUCCCUUCCCCAGGCUCCACCCUCAAGAGCUCCAGGAAUUUCUCAACCUAGAGCCGGCAACCCUAAUCACACCUGGCACAGAACGGGCAUCCCAAACUUGAGGCCAGCUGCAGCACCAACCGAGUCCCCUCCUUGAUUGAGAAUGUAAUAUUCUGCACAAAAAGCAAAUGUGAAAAUGUGUACAAGCCAGGCUUCUUACCUUGCAUAAUUCAUUUGGGAUACAGGAGAUGGGGAAAGGGGCAGAGAACUCCAUUAUUUCCGAAGGGAUUGGGGGGGAAUUGGCAAUGUCUCAUUAGUGCAGUUGUAUUUGUACCAAGAGGCUUCCUUGCCCCACCCCACCCAGGAAAUUUAGGUUGGCGGUCACGGCUCCACAACAGCCCACGACAACCUCAUGUGCCCAAGUGCCAGGGAGUCACUGUAAACCACCGUCUGAUCACACAUUAAAAUAGUUUAUUUCAGUUGCGAAUCUGUAAGUCUUAAAAGCAAAACAAACAAAAUCAGUGCCUGUUCACAAUACCACCCCCCCAAAGAGGAGACAAUUUUGCUCAAUAAAUUAUUUAUCCCGCCCCGCCCCGAGUAUCAAAAGUGCAAAAUGCUCUGCCUUCUUCUCAAACCGAUCCCACCUGGGUGGGUUCGGACUAGUUCCUGGUGAUGGUUUUACAGAAGACAAAAAAAAGAGGAUGCUGUAAGGCAGCUACGGGGAUUAUCACAUCUAUGGCGAAGGGAAAGCAAAUGACGGCACACGUGGGGGGCCAGACGCUAAACUCCACCUUCUGAAGACGCUCCGCUUCAGAUUCUUUGGGGAGGUGUAUGCUUUGGGACACACGCAGCAGAAGCACUUUGCUCUUUAGACUGUGAGAUAUGAUUACCGAGAGGGAAGGAAAAAUCAGUCCCUUUCAGACCAACACGAGUUCCUGUCAAUGGAUUUGUGAAGCUGGCAGACGUUUGCAGACCUUUUGGCAAAAAGGAAAGUGAGCCUGAGUUCCUAAGUUCCUGGCAGCCGCGCUUCACUUUGCAAGGUGUGUGUGUGUGGGGGGGCAGAUCGCCCCCUUCCUCCCUGCCACAUUCAAGUUCAAAUCAGGCACUCCAAACUGCCCCCCCAGCCCUCCCUAGUAUCUCCCCCCCCCCAGACAGACAGAGCAACUUACCCACAUAAGAUAAAACAUCAGAGCGGGAUGCAGGCUCCCUUUGCAAAAUUCCUUGGGCCUCGGCGCCCCAGAGAUGUCUGCCACUGACUGCUGUAACCCUGCCCAGAUAGUGAGCCAGUAACAAAUAGCUGUAGCAGCUG
This is a messenger RNA of Gekko japonicus, 3012 nucleotides long. It is a transcript of the gene AGMAT, whose product is annotated as agmatinase. Gene Ontology annotation, molecular function: metal ion binding; agmatinase activity. The record is from RefSeq and is a predicted model, not a curated record. Bases 165 to 1361 code for a protein of 398 amino acids. NCBI's taxonomy places the organism in Eukaryota, Metazoa, Chordata, Lepidosauria, Squamata, Gekkonidae. The transcript has 7 exons.